Molecule: messenger RNA, 873 nt
Organism: Guyanagaster necrorhizus
Lineage: Eukaryota; Fungi; Basidiomycota; Agaricomycetes; Agaricales; Physalacriaceae
Exons: 1
Molecular function (GO): protein binding
Source: RefSeq, a predicted model, not a curated record
CGCGUACCCAACGAACUACUAUCGUACAUCUUCCUUUAUGCUUCCAGCCAAACAAACGCGGUACACCUCUCCCACGUCUGCUCGCGGUGGCGCAAUGUCGCGCUUUCUACGGGUAGCUUGUGGACGGAUAUUAUCGUCACGUUCCCUACCUCCGUCGGGCAGCUUUCAUGCGCUUUGACGUGGCUCCGCCGCUCCAGGGUCCAUCCCCUUGAUUUGUACCUGGACUUUCGCGACCCCGAUUGGGACUGGGAUGAGCAUUCACACGGGUUCGGGCCAGAGGACAUGCAGGUGGUGCUGCGCCUUCUCUUGCCGCACGCGAACCGAUGGAGGUCCCUGAGCGUCCUCACGGACACAUGGGCACCAAUGUGGACAUUUCUGAAAGAGACUCAGCGCGUGGAUAUGUCGUCCCUGAGAUCCGUGAAAUUGUCGCGGUGCAACGCGUAUUUCGUAGGAAAGGGGGAGACGUUCGAGCCCGUAGGGUUGAAGGAGCCGCUGCGGCUUUUUGGGGGUCAGGGGAUAUCGGCGUUGAAGGAGGUGGGACUGGUGGGAGUGCAUGUUGAUUGGACGGGAUCGGGACUGAGGAAUUUGGUGGACUUGGAGCUCAAGUACCAUGCGAGCGACGUUAUGCCGACUUUGCGGGAAUUUACAGCCAUUUUAGAAGGAUGCCCGGAGCUGAGGUGUCUUUCCAUUGUGGGGUGGGGACCUAGGUUUGACGAUCCUGCAGUGCUGCCGCAUUCGAGUGCGACGACCAUUAGCUUGCCCAACCUGAUUCGGUUCUCCUUCGGUUUUGUCGACACGGAGUAUGCGAUCCGGUUGCUGGAGCAUAUGGAACUACCGGUUCUAGUGGAGCUGGCCCUCGAAGAUUUGUCAAGG